Messenger RNA from Anthostomella pinea, 567 nucleotides. NCBI's taxonomy places the organism in Eukaryota, Fungi, Ascomycota, Sordariomycetes, Xylariales, Xylariaceae. The record is from the annotation of a GenBank genome assembly.
AUGGAGUCUUCACAAGACCAUCAUCUGCCCACGAUCCGCGUCUUCCGCAAGGCGUUCACUGGUUCUUUCAAGGAAGCAACGUCUGGUCAUGUGGAACUGCACGAGCAGGACGAGGCUUUGGUCCAUGAGGCCACCAGUUGGCUCUACGUAGGAGACGUAGCCAAAAAGGACGAGAAGACGUCUCUGGCCUUCUGGGUCGACCUGAGCAUGGUGGGAGACUACCUGGGUAUCGAGAGCCUCCGAAGAUUCGCAAACUCCCAUUUUGAAACCAUGGUCGAGAAUCGGAAGACGGAGAUAUUCAAGCAGUGGAACAGUGUUGUCAGGGAUCCGUCAAAGAUUGACACGAAGGAGAUCGAAGAUCUCUUUCAUGCAGCAAACGUGGCCUACAACAUGGAAGCGUCUUCCUCUCGUUUCCUGCGACGGACUCUCCUGAAGUUCAUGUUGGACACGAAGUAUAUUGCUGGCGUCAACGCCCAAUUCGCUGCCCGCAUUGCCGACUAUCCUCUAUUCGCUGCAGAUAUUCGCCCGACACCGCCCGAGGUUCAUUGGGGCUCACCCAUGAGCUAG